UUCUAGCGCGCUCUGCAGGACGGGAGAGACGAGCGCAGGAGCAGGAGGAGGAAGAGCAGGAGCAGGAGGAGGAAGAGCAGGAGGAGGAGGACGAGGAGGAGAGUGAAACUCGCACGUGGCAGAAGGACGCUGUUGACAGAGGGCAGCGGUACACCGCCACACAGCAAAGACUGCUCCUCGUAACUGUGGUGGGAUUCUCUCACACCCACACAGGUACACCACCACACAGCAGAGAUUGCUACUCGUAACUGUGAAGGGAUUUUCUCUCUAACACACACACAGGCACACCACCACACAGCGGAGACUGCUCCUCGUAAGUGUGGAGGGAUACGGGCCGGCCAUGCCUUCCUCGUCCAACUGCUAUCACAUGUCCACCGACAGCGAGGGCAUCGAGAAUCGCGACGAGCGUCAGCGCUCGCUGUCGCAGCUGUCGCGCGAGGAGCGUCGCCGACGCAGACGCGCGACUCAGAAGUAUCGGACGGCGCACGCGACGCGAGAGCGCGUCCGCGUCGAGGCGUUCAACGUCGCCUUCGCCGAACUGCGCAAGCUGCUGCCGACGCUGCCGCCGGACAAGAAGCUGUCGAAGAUCGAGAUACUGAGACUCGCCAUCUGCUACAUCUCCUAUCUGAAUCACGUGCUCGACGUGUGACGUCAGCGCGAGCCGCCAUGACAGGUGGUGACGUCAGUCAGUGGCGCAGCGCGCGCUUGUGUGCGUGCGUGCGUGAGUGCGCGCGUGCGUGCGUGACUGUGCAUGCGUGCGUGCGUGUGUGCCGUCGAGGACGGAUAGCCGGGAUGGAUAAUCAUGGCGGAAGCACAUUUUCGUCUGCGCAUCUCCCGCGAAUCAAACAUAUCAGCAGAGAUCUAGUCAACGCUCCCAAAGUGGGUAAUGCGAAAUGCAGACGCAGGAAGCUCUACAGAGCUGCAGCCCACGACUACCUUUAAGUCAUCGAGCGUAGUUUGGUAAAGCUGACGUCAAUAGUCGUAUCCGUGCAUCUGUGCAUUUAACUUGUUCUGCGAGAGUCAUCGUUGUUUUCUACAUAUUCUUACUCUUGCGAUACACA
Priapulus caudatus is the source of this 1061-nucleotide messenger RNA. Its product is annotated as helix-loop-helix protein 1-like. Gene Ontology annotation, biological process: regulation of transcription by RNA polymerase II. NCBI's taxonomy places the organism in Eukaryota, Metazoa, Priapulida, Priapulimorpha, Priapulimorphida, Priapulidae. The transcript has 2 exons. The record is from RefSeq and is a predicted model, not a curated record. Gene Ontology annotation, molecular function: RNA polymerase II cis-regulatory region sequence-specific DNA binding; DNA-binding transcription factor activity, RNA polymerase II-specific; protein dimerization activity. Bases 341 to 649 code for a protein of 102 amino acids.